UGGCAGAUUUUCCAUUCAUUCAAUCCGUGAUCUUGGUUCGAGCUAGUUGAUUCGUUGUAACGUUCCUCCGUGUGCUUCGUUCGUUCCCUUUGGUACGGCCUCGUUCAAAGCAGGCCUUCCGCGAGAUCUGUUCCGGUGCCCCGACGAGCUAGCAUUUGCUGCAGCAGUGUUCCGUGUGGAAUAUUUUACUGAUUGGAAUUUUGGAACCCGCUCUUUGUGCUGUAUAUUGCGGUAUUACUGUUCACCACCACCAACCACCUUCCUUCCACACUUCCUACGGCCAAAGGAUAGAGCGCACACCCAUCCCGGGAGCAACCAUCGGGACGCACAAUGGACGCACAAACCGAACCGGAAGUGCCACCGGCACCAGUCAGCGAAGAACCAUUCCUCGGCCCGCUCGAUAUCGUGCUGCUGCUGGCACUGGUUGGCGGCGCAGCUUGGUAUCUGCUUAAAAACCGCAAAAAGGACACCACGACUAGUCAGUUCAAGUCCUACUCGAUACAGCCCACCACAGUCAACACGAUGACCAUGGCGGAGAAUUCGUUCAUCAAGAAGCUGAAAUCGUCCGGCCGUCGGUUGGUGGUGUUCUACGGGUCGCAAACCGGUACGGCGGAAGAGUUUGCCGGACGUUUGGCGAAGGAGGGUCUUCGCUACCAGAUGAAGGGUAUGGUGGCGGACCCCGAGGAGUGCGAUAUGGAAGAACUGCUUUCACUCAAGGAUAUAGACAAAUCACUAGCUGUAUUCUGCAUGGCUACGUACGGCGAAGGUGAUCCAACUGAUAAUUGCAUGGAAUUCUUCGAGUGGAUCCAGAAUAACGACGUCGACAUGGCUGGACUGAAUUACGCAGUAUUUGGAUUGGGAAACAAAACUUAUGAACAUUACAACAAGGUCGGCAUCUACGUUGACAAACGCCUGGAGGAACUGGGUGCUACCAGGGUCUUCGAACUGGGACUUGGAGAUGACGAUGCUAACAUUGAGGAUGAUUUCAUCACGUGGAAGGACAAAUUUUGGCCGGCCGUAUGCGACUACUUCGGCAUCGAGAGCACGGGCGAGGAUGUGCUGAUGCGUCAGUAUCGGCUGCUGGAGCAGCCGGAAACUCCCCCGGAGCGGCUGUACACCGGUGAGAUUGCUCGGUUGCACUCGCUGCAAACGCAGCGACCGCCGUUCGAUGCGAAGAACCCAUUCCUGGCGCCGAUCAAAAUCAACCGCGAGCUGCACAAGGCCGGCGAUCGGUCCUGCAUGCACAUCGAGUUCGAUAUCGAGGGUUCGAAGAUGCGCUACGAGGCGGGUGACCAUUUGGCUAUGUAUCCGGUGAAUGAUUCCGAUUUGGUGCAGAGGUUGGGUAAGUUGUGCAAUGCCGAUCUGGACGUUGUGUUUUCGCUGAUCAACACCGAUACGGACAGUAGCAAAAAGCAUCCGUUCCCCUGUCCGACGAACUAUCGUACGGCUUUGACGCAUUAUUUGGAAAUUACGGCUCUGCCGAGAACGCACAUCCUCAAGGAAUUGGCCGAGUAUUGUAGUGACGAGAAGGAUAAGGAAUUUUUGCGGUCUAUGUGCUCCACCGCUCCGGAGGCUAAGUCCAAGUAUCAGGAGUGGGUUCAGGAUAGCUGUCGAAACAUCGUGCACGUGCUGGAGGACCUUCCGUCGUGUCAUCCACCGAUCGAUCACGUUUGCGAGUUGCUGCCGCGGCUGCAGCCGCGUUACUAUUCGAUUUCUUCGUCGUCGAAGCUCUAUCCGACGACGGUGCACGUUACGGCCGUUCUGGUGAAGUACGCCACCAAGACGGGCCGCGUUAACAAGGGAGUUGCAACGACAUUCCUCGCGCAGAAGCAUCCGAUCAAUGGGGAACCGCUGCCGCGGGUACCGAUCUUCAUCCGUAAGAGUCAGUUCCGGUUACCGGCUAAAACGGAGACGCCUGUCAUUAUGGUUGGUCCCGGUACGGGGUUGGCACCGUUCAGAGGUUUCAUUCAGGAGCGGGACUUCCACAAGCAGGAAGGAAAGGAGGUCGGCCAAACCGUGCUGUACUUUGGCUGCCGGAAGCGGGCGGAGGAUUACAUCUACGAAGAGGAGCUGGAGGACUACGUCAAGCGGGGGGUCAUCAAGCUGCGGUCGGCAUUUUCCCGCGAUCAAGCCCACAAGGUGUACGUCACACAUCUGCUGGAGGAAGAUAUGGACCUGUUGUGGACGGUGAUAGGGGAAAAGAAGGGACAUUUCUACAUCUGCGGUGAUGCUAAGAAUAUGGCAACCGACGUGCGAAACAUUCUGCUCAAAGUGCUACAAUCGAAGGGCAACAUGAGCGAGAGUGAAUCGAUUCAGUACAUCAAAAAGAUGGAAGCCCAAAAGCGAUAUUCGGCCGACGUGUGGAGCUAAUUCUGAGGCUGUGUGUGAGUGUGCUACGGCAAAACGUAAGUGUCCUUUCAUUCUCCCAUCCUUCUGCGUCAGCGUUUGCUCAUGUGUGUGUGUUUGUUCGCCGAGGAACCAGAUUCCGGGUGGUUGGACCGAUCGCAAAGCUCUGCCCCUUCGGGGCAGUUUGAUAGUUUAAUCCGUUAGAAAGUGACUGACUGCAGCAGUUUGGUGCGGUUGCAAUUACGUGCAGAAAAAGUGGUAUUUUUCUACUUGUUAAAAAUAGGACUUAGUUUAACUACUAGUUUUUUUUCUUCUAUUUCUUUUUUCCUUUAUUGUGGGGUUCCUUUUUCUCCUUUUAAUCAUACCAACAAACACACUGCUUCCUUACGGGAAGUGCCCGUACCACGCUUUGCACGGAUAAAACACUCAUUUUUUACAUUCAGAAAGAUAGAUGCUAAACGCUAAAGUUGAAGAAGUUGAAAAGCUAGAGAUCAAAGGUGUUCCCUUGUGCAGCAAGUGACGGAGAACGCCAGUUCAUAGAUUAUUAUAUUUUAAAUUGUUAAGUAAAUGAAAAUUGAGAACUAAGAAAACAGUAAAGUUCGAUACCGGUGAACUAAGAAGUGAGACGCAGUGAAGUCUGUGGCACAAUCAACGUUGUUAGGUUACGUUUAGGAUGAAGAAUGCAAUACAUUUUUGGAGAUAUAUUUGAUG
Messenger RNA from Sabethes cyaneus, 3057 nucleotides. It is a transcript of the gene Cpr, whose product is annotated as NADPH--cytochrome P450 reductase. Gene Ontology annotation, biological process: response to hormone. The transcript is spliced from 9 exons. Gene Ontology annotation, molecular function: FMN binding; NADPH-hemoprotein reductase activity; flavin adenine dinucleotide binding. Lineage: Eukaryota; Metazoa; Arthropoda; Insecta; Diptera; Culicidae. The record is from RefSeq and is a predicted model, not a curated record. Bases 331 to 2370 code for a protein of 679 amino acids. Gene Ontology annotation, cellular component: cytosol.